This is a messenger RNA of Coffea arabica (coffee), 3901 nucleotides long. Lineage: Eukaryota; Viridiplantae; Streptophyta; Magnoliopsida; Gentianales; Rubiaceae. The record is from RefSeq and is a predicted model, not a curated record.
UAUUUUCUUUCAGACCACGUUCUAAUUUCUUUGCUCAUAAAUUUUCUGUAUAUUUGCGGAACAACAACGAACUUAUUUGAUCACAGGUUCUACCCCAAACCUUCCUAGCAUCAUUCUUCAGUAUCACCACAAAAGGAGUCGAGAGGGAGAGAAGCUUCAUCGAGUGCUGGACUGACCAUAAGUACCAAGCCCGAUACCGUUUGACCGUCUCUCUCUCUCGUUGGUUUCCUUGUGCAAGUCGCUUUCACUUUUACCUCUGCCUGGAUAUAUGGCUGCUGCCUUAGUGGGAGGCUCAUUCCUCUCCGCUUUCCUUCAAGUGCUAUUUGAUAGGAUGGCUACGCCGGAAUUCGUGAAUUUGUUUCGUAAUCAGAAGGCGAAUGAUGAUCUCCUCAAGAAGCUCAAGAGUGAGUUACGCACUGUUGGAGCCGUGCUCGAUGAUGCAGAGAACAAGGAAAUACGGAACCAAUAUGUCAAGGAAUGGCUUGAAGAGCUUCAUGAUACAUUUUAUCAGGCAGAGGAUUUAGUGGACAGAAUCAGCACUGAAGCUCUGCGAAUUAAGGUAGAAACCGAGUACCAAAGCUCAACCAGCACUUGUACAUAUUCGGGUGAUGAGUUUCUUAGUAGGAUCAAGCCCGAGAUAGAAACAAUAGUGGCGAGGCUGGAGGGAUAUAACAAACAAAUUAUUCCCUUGGGUUUGCAAGUUCUUCAUUCCAGAAUAAAGUCACAUCACAAAUUUGAAACAUCUUUGGUUGAUGAGACUACCUUUAUUGGGAGAGAUGCUGAUAAAGAGAAGAUAAUUCAAAUGUUGUGCUUCGAGGAUGCAGACAGAGACAAUAUCACUGUGAUUCCAAUAGUUGGACUGGCUGGGCUCGGUAAGACCACCUUGGCUCGAAUGGUUUACGAAGAUUCGAAGGUGGAACUGAGUUUUCCUACCAGGGCAUGGGUCUGCGUAUCAGAAGAAUAUGAUGCUACCAGGAUAACAAAAGAAAUCCUAAGGGAAUUCCGCAUUUCUUUUGGUGAGAGUGAUAACUUGCUCUCCCUUCAAGUGAAGCUACGAGGUGGCCUAACUGAGAAAAAGUUUCUUCUUGUUCUGGAUGAUGUUUGGAAUAGUAACUACAAUCAGUGGGAUAAUUUAAGGAGCCCUUUCAAAGGUGGAUCACGUGGAAGUAAGAUCAUUGUUACAACACGGAAUCAGCAAGUUGCAAGGAUGAUGGCCAAAGAAAGGUCAAUUCAUCAUUUGGAUUCCAUGCUAGAGGAAGAUUGCCGGUCUUUAUUUAAGAAGCAUGCAUUUGAAAAUAGAGAUGGCAAUGAAAAUGCAGAACUUGAAGAAAUAGGAAACAAAAUUGUGACGAAAUGUCGAGGGUUGCCUUUGGCUGUGAAAACAGUUGCAGGAAUUUUGCGUUCCAAAACUACCCCUGAAGAAUGGAAAGAGAUUUUAGUAAGUGAAGAGUGGACUCAAAUGGAUAUUCCAGAUGGCCCCCUGCCAGCAUUGAGAUUAAGUUACAUUCAUCUUCCUUCCCAUCUUAAAAGGUGCUUUGCUUAUUGUGCUGUAUUCCCCAGAGAUUACCAGAUUAGAAAAGAGGAAAUUAUUCAGUUAUGGCAAGCUAAUGAUCUUUUAGGGUAUCCUGGAGAAAAUAAAAGAAUUAAGAAUGAGGGUGAAAAGUGCUUUCAUGAACUGAGAAUGAGGUCAUUAUUUCAUCAGUCAAUUGACCAUACUUUCUCCAUGCAUGACCUUGUGAACGAUUUGGCUUGCUUUAUUUUUGGGAAAUACUGCCUCAGGUUGGAAGAUCAUCAGGAAGGCAAUGCUACAAUAUCUGGUGCAAGACAUUUUUCAUACCAUCGUAGUUGGUAUGACACAUUUCACAAAUUUAAUCUCUUGAGUCAGACUAAGAAUAUAAGAACAUUCUUGCCAUUGAGAACGGCUCCUAUGAUUCGUCUAAGCAACAAAUUCUUAGAGGAUGCCUUGCCCCAAUUCAUGUCUUUAAGGUUUCUAUCGUUGUCCUAUUAUGAGAAUAUUGUGAAGUUACCAAACUCAUAUAGUGGUUUCAAACAACUUCGAUUUCUGAAUCUUUCUUCAACAAAAAUAAAGGAGCUGCCGGAAUGGAUAUGUAGUUUCUAUAAUCUACAAACUUUGUUGUUGUCAUACUGCAGAGAACUUGAAGAGUUGCCGGAAAAUCUGGGAAAGUUAAUUAACUUGUGUUGCCUGGAUAUUAGUGGAACUCCGUUGAAGAAAAUGCCACCACAAAUUGGUAGACUGAUAAACCUUCAAGUCUUGACUGCUUUUGUCAUAGGCAAGGACAGCGGUUCAGUGAUUGAGGAGUUGGGCAAGCUUCCUAUGCUACGUGGUAAGCUAAUCCUCUCCGGGCUAGAAAAUGUUUGUAGUGGUAGGGAUGCAUCGAUGGCGAAUCUAAAGGGCAAGAAACACCUUGACGAGUUAACUUUGGAGUGGAAUGGUGCUAUCAAUGAUUCGCAAGCUGUGAGAGAUGUGCUUGAUAAUUUACAACCUCAUUCAAGCAUAAAGCAUCUCAAGAUCAUAGGAUAUGGCGGGACAACAUUUCCAGAUUGGCUAGGCAACUCUUCUUUAAGCAGUUUGGAAUCCUUGAGUCUAUCUCGGUGUAAAUAUUGCCACUCCUUGCCUUCACUCGGGCAGCUACUGUCCUUGCAAUCACUUGAAAUUGUUGGAAUGAGUUGUAUAUCAGACUUGACACAAGAUUUUUAUGGAGACGUCAGUGCAACCAAACCAUUCCCAUUUCUGAAACAGUUGACAAUCGAGGAGUUGCCAGAGUGGGAGAGAUGGAAAAUACCAGAAUGUGAAGUCUUCAAUAGACUUGAAGAACUCAGUAUAAUUGAUUGUCCCAAACUGAUUGGAGAACUUCCCCGACAACUUGCAUCGCUGCAAAGCAUUGAGAUAUCAGGCUGCGGCAAUCUUGUGCGUCCCAAUGGUCAAUUGAGCAUCCUGAAUGGAGAGAAUCAACAAAAUUUUUCAUCUCUUCGUCGAUUGAAGAUUUCAGAGCUAGAAAAUUUGAAAGAGUUGCCCCUACAGCUCAACCAAUUAUCCAGGCUUGAGGAAUUGAAUAUUUCAGCGCUAAAAAAUUUGGAAGAGUUGCCCCUACAGCUCAACCAAUUAUCCCGACUUGAGGUAUUGACGGUCGAUGAUUGUGGGUCUCUCUCACCCUCGCACGUGAGUAGACCACCUGCCUCACUUAAAUCACUUCGGUACAAGGGACGCUGCAAUUUGGAAUUGGAGAGUUCAAGCGGGGAGGGUGGUGGGGCCUUGGAGAACUUGACAUUACUAAAUUGUGACUCCGUCAACGUCAAAGUCGAGUGGCUUGCCUCGUUUCCCAUGCUGAAAUUUGUUGCAAUUUAUAAAUGCAAGAGUGUUGAGAUGCUCUCAGUUCCUGCUGCACUUGCACUUGGGAUUGGGAAACAGAGUGGCAUGACAACAACAACAACUACUACUACUAGUACUAGCAGUGUGAUGACGUCACUUCAAUCCUUGUCCUUCUCGGGCUGCGAUGAUCUAAUAUUGUCUUUUCCAGCCCCCAGUCUAGCGUCGCUUCAUAUAUGCGAUUGCAAGAAGCUCACGCCGCUGCCGCAACGGAUGGAAUCCCUCCUCCCGUCUCUUCAAUCUCUGCGUCUAAGCAAUUGUCCAGAAAUUGAGUGCUUCCCGGAAGGGAGUUUGCCCUCCACCCUACAAUCCCUUUACAUCUACGAUUGCAAGAAGCUCAUGAGUCGCAGGAGAGAGUGGGGUUUGGAGAAACUCCCCUCUCUCAUGAAUUUAAACAUUUGGGGUCCCUGUGAUGAAGUAGAGUCGUUUCCAGAGGAGGACUGGCUGUUGCCUUGCACGCUUCAAUAUCUCUACUUGGACUCCUUUCAGAAUCUGAAAAGAAGGUCCAAUUGA